Messenger RNA from Xenopus laevis (African clawed frog), 2919 nucleotides. Its product is annotated as protein kinase C delta type-like. The transcript has 9 exons. Bases 1623 to 2849 code for a protein of 408 amino acids. Lineage: Eukaryota; Metazoa; Chordata; Amphibia; Anura; Pipidae. The record is from RefSeq and is a predicted model, not a curated record.
GGUGCGGCGUUACAGCUGCUUCCGGGAGUUGUAGCAAUGCAAUCGUAGUUGGGGGGGGAGAGGAAGUAUUGGCAGUAGAGGAGUCUGUGGACCGCAUGGGUGGACCGCAACUUUACUGCGGAUGCAGCUGAAGGGGCUGAAUAAUUAAAGACAUUUUCCUAAAAAAAAUUCCAUGUAUAAUAAUAGCCCGGGACAGAUUAAAGCUGCAGUUCUGAUUUUAUAACACCUACUACACGUGGCAGCGUAAAUACAGGGUCUCAGUUCCAUGGAUCAUCAUAGACCAGAAGGAUGAUAAAAGUUGUGUCAUUCCUCUGGAAACUCAUCGGUUUUGGUUUAGGGAGUGGUAGCUUAUUGCCUUCCUUAUAAUCUUAUAAACAAAAAUGCUGGGGAAAAGCAGCAUCUAUUCAGCAUCUAUUCAGAGGGCAGCGCACUGGGGAAUGCUGCUGUGGGAGUUCAGUGUGGUAUAUUUGUAUUGUUUCUGGGGAUUAUUUUGUUUUGUACAGGUAUGGGUUGCCACCUUUGACGUCUGUAAAAACCAAACAAUGGGGCAGCAUGAUGAUAUUGACGGCAGAUUAGUGCCACGGGGGUAGGGUUAUGGCCUUUGGGGGCAUGUUUGUGCUUCUUGGGGCAGGGUUUUAAUAUUAGAGGUGGCUAUUGGCCAGAUAAUUGUUGAUUUCAAACGCGGUCUCUUGUAAAUUGGAUAUGGAAAUAAAGAUUGAUGUUUUAUACCUAUAAUUAUGGAGUGAGCUGUUCUUGAAAAAUCCCGGAGUUUACUGCUGUAAUGGUUGGUGUGGAUUUCACAGGGCUCAAAACCGACAGUUGUGACCCGAACUCCCCUAAGAAAGACCAAACUGUUCAGUAUAUCUGUAGAAAUAAGUCAAACAAUCUUCACAAACAAACUGUUCUAGUCAAAAUGGAACAGGUGGCAAACCUAAGUACAGGGCUACUCUGUACAUAGGGCAAAUAUACUGAAAUGUAGAAGCUUGAAUUACAUACCAACUAUUAAAAAUAUUUAAUAAGAAAGUUAAUAAUAGCAUAUUCUGUAAAUAAUGACAUAACUUUUUGUUUGAAAGGACAAUUUGCUGAAUGUACAAAUAAGUCUUAAUACAGAAACUUUGCAUUUGUUACUGUCCCUUUAAGUCUUGAGACAGGUACCCGAGUCUGCGAUGCAACGGUUUUUACAGCACGUGCCUAAGAUGGUGAUGUCACCAAGUGGCACCUGCCACAGGGCAAGAGCUGUGAACCGUUGGAAAGUGACUGUUGGUGUGAGGCGUUUGCUGAGGAGAGAGCGAGGAGGUGUUGCUCAGCGAGAGAAUGGAGAAAAAGGAGAAAAAAAUGAUUAUCGAUGAAGAAUUUGGAUCUGGUCCCUUGCAGGGGGUGAAGAGAAGGAUGGAGGUGAAAGAGGAUCAAGGAGGAAGAAGGGAGAAAAGGAGAAGAUCCAAAAAGGAGAAGAAGGAGUUCACGGAGGAAGAAUAUGGAUCUGGUGCCUCGGACGAGGUGAAGAGAAGGAUGGAGGCAGAAGAGGAUCAAGGAAGACGAAGGGAGAAAAGAAGAUCUAAAAAGAGAAGGAGUUCAUUGUGAAAGAAUAUGUAUCCGGUCCCUCGGAGGAGGUGAUAAGACGGAUGGAGACAGAAGAGGAUCAAGGAGGAAGAAAGAAGAAAAAGAGACGAUCUAAAAAGGAGAAGAAGGAGUUCAUGGAGGAUGAAUUUGGAUCCGGUCCCUUGAAGGAGGGGAAGAGAAGGAUGGAGGCAGAAGAGGAUCAAGGAGGAAUAAAGAAGAAGAGGAGAAGAUGCCCUAAAAAGCAUCAAAAGAAGACUGGAAAGAGGACCAAGAAGGAGACUGCAGCAGGAGGAAGUGGCUUGGAGACGACUCAGGCUGAUGCUGCAAAGAUUAACCCUUUGGAUAUUAACAACUACGAGUUCUACGGAAAGCUCGGGGAAGGAGCCUUUGCCACUACUGUGUUGGCGACAUUACGUGGCAGCAAGAAACAUCUCGCCAUAAAGAUCCAGGAGAAAUCAGAGGAGGAUUAUGACAUUAUCCUUACAGAAUCCGAAAUUUUCAAGAUUGCCAAGGACAGUCCUUUCCUAUGCCAUGGCUUGGCUGCUUUCCAAUCAGAGCAUCGCACCUUCCUCGUCCUGGAAUACCUGAGUGGGGGAAACCUGGAAGAUCUGAUAGAUGAAUCCGGCUACCUGCCAAGGCCCUCUGUAGAGUUCUACUCUGCUGAGAUAGCAUGCGGCCUGGAAUUUCUUCAUGAGAGGGGAAUAGUUCAUCGCGACCUGAAACCAGAGAACAUCUUGCUGGAUGAAAAGGGUCAUAUAAAGAUCUCAGACUUCGGUUUGGCAGUGCAGAAUGUUUUUGGUGACGUAACCAUCAAUGGCUGGGCAGGAACACUGCGAUAUAUGGCCCCAGAGAUCUUGUGCGGAGCGGACUACAACACGGCUGUGGACUGGUGGUCAUUCGGGAUCACCACUUGCAGGAUGGCUUCCAAUAUGUUCCCAUUUUAUGGUGCAAAUGAUUAUGAUUUGAUCAUCUAUGAGGAGCCCAACAUCCCUGAAUGGCUGCCUGAAGAUCUGAAAGACCUUUUGAAAAAGCUCCUGAAUAAACAACCUUAUGAUCGCCUGGGUGUGCAUGGAAAUAUCAGACACCAUCGAUUUUAUUCAUCUAUUAAUUGGCUGGAACUUGAACAACAACGGAUACCACCACCUUUCCAGCCAUCAGAGGAACAUUUAAGGAAAAUUCAUGGAAAGGCUAUGUCAACUUUGGAUGUCUUGAUCCCCGGCCCCACCUCAAAGGAGCAAAUAACAAUUGAAGGUUUUUCCUUCCUUAACGCCAUUUGGCAAAAGGACUAAACCACCUGUCCCAGUUCUAGUUCCAGCAUUUCGUUUGCCACUUAAGAUUUUAAAAAUUUAAAGGAGAAGA